ACAACUACGGACAGCAAAAAGACGGAACGGAACGGAACAACUGAACGAGGAGGAGGAGGGAACGGGAACGCGAAACCGAGAAGACGGCGUUUGGUGACUUGUAAAUUUCGUUGACACAACUUUGAAGUAGAAACUUAGUCCACUAUGGGACAAAACCACCCUGGAGCGGGUGGCUCAGGAGGAGAGAAGAAAGAUGAUAAGGAGAAGAAGAAGAAGUAUGAGCCUCCAAUUCCAACCCGUGUGGGUAAAAAGAAGAGGAGGACAAAGGGACCUGAUGCCGCAAUGAAAUUACCUCUCGUUACACCUCAUACAAGAUGUCGACUGAAACUAUUAAAACUUGAGAGGAUAAAGGAUUAUUUGCUAAUGGAAGAGGAAUUCAUUCGCAAUCAGGAAAGGCUUAAGCCGCAAGAGGAGAAGAACGAGGAGGAGAGGUCUAAGGUGGAUGAUCUCAGGGGAACACCAAUGUCUGUAGGAACUCUGGAAGAGAUUAUUGAUGAUAAUCAUGCUAUUGUUUCCACGUCAGUUGGUAGUGAACACUAUGUCAGCAUCCUUUCCUUUGUUGAUAAGGAUCAACUAGAGCCUGGAUGCUCUGUUCUUCUGAACCACAAGGUUCAUGCUGUGGUUGGAGUCUUGUCGGAUGACACAGAUCCUAUGGUUACUGUGAUGAAGCUUGAGAAGGCACCUCAAGAAACUUAUGCUGAUAUUGGUGGUCUGGAUACUCAGAUCCAGGAAAUCAAAGAAUCUGUUGAACUUCCUCUUACACAUCCGGAAUACUAUGAAGAGAUGGGCAUCAAGCCUCCCAAAGGUGUCAUCUUGUAUGGCCCACCAGGUACUGGCAAGACACUUCUAGCUAAAGCAGUGGCAAAUCAAACAUCUGCCACUUUCCUUCGAGUUGUUGGCUCUGAACUUAUUCAGAAAUACUUGGGAGACGGUCCUAAAUUAGUUCGUGAGUUAUUCCGAGUGGCAGAAGAUCAUGCACCAUCCAUCGUGUUCAUUGAUGAAAUUGAUGCAGUUGGUACCAAGCGAUAUGAUUCCAACUCCGGUGGUGAGCGUGAAAUCCAACGUACUAUGCUCGAGCUUCUGAACCAGCUGGAUGGUUUUGAUUCACGAGGUGAUGUGAAGGUUGUCAUGGCCACCAACAGGAUUGAGACCUUGGAUCCUGCUCUAAUUCGACCUGGGCGUAUUGAUCGUAAGAUAGAAUUCCCCCUUCCUGAUGAGAAGACAAAGCGGCGUAUUUUCAGCAUUCACACAUCAAGAAUGACCUUAUCCGAGGAUGUAAAUCUGACUGAACUUAUCAUGGCCAAAGACGACCUUUCAGGAGCAGACAUCAAGGCCAUCUGCACUGAAGCUGGACUCAUGGCUCUGCGUGAAAGGAGGAUGAAAGUAACCCAUGAAGAUUUCUUGAAAUCGAAAGAGAGUGUGUUGUAUCGCAAAAAAGAGGGCACACCUGAAGGGCUGUAUUUGUAAACUGUUUAUCCAAAUUAAUAUUUAUGUAAUAGACAGUUUUUGUUUAUGAGUGAGUGAAAUUAUACCUAACAUUUCUAUGUAA
Thrips palmi is the source of this 1549-nucleotide messenger RNA. It is a transcript of the gene Rpt2, whose product is annotated as 26S proteasome regulatory subunit 4. The record is from RefSeq and is a predicted model, not a curated record. Gene Ontology annotation, molecular function: ATP hydrolysis activity; proteasome-activating activity; ATP binding. Gene Ontology annotation, biological process: proteasome-mediated ubiquitin-dependent protein catabolic process. Gene Ontology annotation, cellular component: proteasome regulatory particle, base subcomplex. The transcript has 8 exons. NCBI's taxonomy places the organism in Eukaryota, Metazoa, Arthropoda, Insecta, Thysanoptera, Thripidae. The coding region runs from base 145 to 1467 and encodes 440 amino acids.